AGGAGCACAUGACCGCGAGCAGCUGAGAGUAACUUUAACCAGGAAGAGGACAACAGCAAAGAUCAUGACAUCCAAAUCAUCCUUUCUGAAAGUCAUUCUUCUGGGUGACGGUGGCAUUGGCAAGAGCUCCCUCAUGAACUGCUACGUCACCAACAAGUUUGACUCCCACCUUUUCCACACCAUUGGUGUAGAGUUCCUCAAUAAAGACCUGGGGGUCGACGGCCGUACUGUCACCUUGCAAAUCUGGGAUACGGCCGGCCAGGAGAGAUUCCGGAGUCUGCGAACACCCUUUUACCGCGGUUCUGACUGCUGCCUGCUGACCUUCAGCGUGGACGACAGUCAAAGCUUCCACAACCUCGUCAACUGGAAAAAAGAGUUCAUCUACUAUGCCGGCAUCAAGGAACCUGACACGUUUCCUUUUGUGGUUCUGGGCAACAAAGUCGAUGUGCCGGAGAGGCAAGUGACGAGUGAAGAAGCUCAGGAAUGGUGCAGGGAGAACGGCGACUUCCCGUAUUUCGAGACCAGUGCAAAAGAUGCCAGUAAUGUUGCGGUAGCAUUCGAGGAAGCUGUGAGGAGAGUUCUAGCCACGGGGGAGCGGCACGAGCAUUUGAUUCUGACAGACACGGUCAAUAUGCAUCGGAAGCCACGUAGCGGCACCCCCUGCUGUUAACGGACAUGAAUUAUAUGCCUCAAUGAUCUAUUUACAUUAGCUAUUUAAUGCUCGCUGAAUGAACUGGAAGAUGCACUUACUUGGAUAUGCACUAACCAACACUGGGUUGGUUUCUUUGGGUGACACUCAUGUGUAUAUUUACAGUUUAUAUAUAAAUUAUGGGAUUUGAAUGGGUUACGGUGUAAAUUUACAGUACUGUGCAAAAGUCUUAUAAGAUGUUUGACAAAAGCAUUUGUCUUAAGUUUGUUAUUUACAUCUUCAGCUUUAGUGUGUCAAUAGGAAAUAUACAUGUUAGACUCCCAAACAUGACUUUUGCAAAUAGAAAAGAUUAGAAUAGAAGAACAGGGAGCCCUGCAACAGAUGUCAUGACCCCCACAGUGACCCCCACUGAACAUCGGGUCAGUCUGAGAUUAUAUAAAGAGACAGAAGCGAUUGAGACAGCACAAAUAGAAGAACUGCGCAGAAUUCUCCAAGACGCUUGGAACAUCCGAUCUGCCGACAACCAAGAGAAACUGUGUGCAGGUGUAACUUGGAGAAUUGGGGCUGUUUUAAAGGCAAAGGUGGUCACACCAAAUAUUGAUUUAGCUUUUUUUAUGUUUACUGGACUUUGUAUGACAUUAAAUGAUAAAUGAAAACUAUUUAUGUUGUUAUUUUUGAAGACAUUCUCACUAUGCAACAUUUUACACAAGUGCCUAAACCUUUUGCACAGAACUGUAUAUCAUUCUUUCUCCAGCUUGAUAGCUUAAUAAAGAGCA
This is a messenger RNA of Xyrauchen texanus (razorback sucker), 1425 nucleotides long. Its product is annotated as ras-related protein Rab-9A-like. The record is from RefSeq and is a predicted model, not a curated record. The coding region runs from base 65 to 670 and encodes 201 amino acids. Gene Ontology annotation, molecular function: GTP binding; GTPase activity. NCBI's taxonomy places the organism in Eukaryota, Metazoa, Chordata, Actinopteri, Cypriniformes, Catostomidae. Gene Ontology annotation, biological process: Rab protein signal transduction; retrograde transport, endosome to Golgi. The transcript is spliced from 2 exons. Gene Ontology annotation, cellular component: phagocytic vesicle; lysosome; late endosome.